CCCCCAGAAAGUAGUGCGCAGUGGUUGAAAAGUUGUUUCUAGAGCUAUUACGUUCAUUUCUAUUAAAACAUUAUUCCAGGAUACUCGUUUGUGUUCUUGAAUAAUUUCUGUGGGAAAUCAGCUUACAACGAGUUAUAUUUUCAAACACGUCCGCAUGGCGGUAACGUGUUCAACAUAUUAUUCCGCAGAUUUUCUCACAAAUGGAAGAUAGUUGAUCUAUACAGGAUUUUAACAAAAUGAUGCGUUUUAACAAAUUUUUUAGUUCCUCAUUUGCUUCUAGAAUCCUAAAAGAAGCUGUCAAACCAGUAUGUAUAGGAAGACAAAAUGGUGUAGCUUCUGUGCCAAAUGUCCUCUAUGGGAAGUGGAACAAACUUCCAAACAAGGUCCGGAAUUACGUGGAUGAGAACAUAAAACUAUGCAAUCCAUCAACAGUCCAUAUAUGUGACGGAUCAGAUAAAGAGAAUGAAUUAUUGUUAUACAUCUUACAGAGAGAUGGAAUGAUCAAACCUCUUCCAAAGUUAGAAAACUGUUGGUUAGCCAGGACAGAUCCAGGAGAUGUGGCUCGUGUAGAAAGUAAGACCUUCAUAGCUACGGAGAAAAUGCAGGAUACGAUACCUAUUCCUAAAAAUGGUGCUGUAGGUCAACUGGGACACUGGAUUGACCCAGAUGAUCUAGAAACAGAACUCAACAUGAGGUUUCCAGGCUGUAUGAAAGGACGAACUAUGUAUAUUAUACCAUUUAGUAUGGGUCCUAUCGGUUCACCACUAUCUAAGAUUGGUAUUGAAAUAACAGAUUCUCCCUAUGUAGUGGCCAGUAUGAGAGUAAUGACCAGAAUGGGUGGUAAUGUCCUGGAGACACUAGGAGAGGGAGACUUUAUUAAAUGUCUUCACUCUGUUGGUAGACCACUUCCACUAAAAGAACCAUUAAAUAAUAAUUGGCCAUGUAACCCUAAAGAAACCAUAAUAUCACAUAUACCAGCCAGAAAUGAAAUCUGUUCCUACGGCAGUGGAUACGGAGGAAACUCAUUGUUAGGAAAGAAAUGUUUUGCAUUACGACUUGGCUCCAUCUUAGCCAAAAGAGAGGGGUGGUUUGCAGAACACAUGCUGAUUCUUGGUUUAGAAAAUUCUGAAGGAAAGAAAAAGUACAUAGCUGCAGCAUUCCCCAGUGCUUGUGGUAAAACAAACUUAGCCAUGAUGAAUCCCACGUUACCUGGUUACAAGGUCACAUGUGUGGGAGAUGACAUUGCAUGGAUGAAGUUUGACAAAAAUGGACAACUUCGUGCAAUCAACCCAGAGUUUGGAUUUUUCGGUGUGGCACCAGGAACAUCCAUGAGUACCAACCCCAAUGCCAUGGAAACCAUCAAGAAGAACACUAUAUUUACCAAUGUAGCAGAAACAGAAGAUGGAGAUGUUUACUGGGAAGGUUUAGAGAAAGAGAGAGACAUGAGUACACCAAUCACAUCAUGGCUCAAGGUCAGAAACUGGACCAAGGACAGUGGCAAACCAGCUGCUCAUCCUAACUCAAGAUUCUGUACCCCAGCUAGCCAGUGUCCAAUCAUGGACCCAGAAUGGGAGAGUCCAGAAGGUGUCCCAAUAGAUGCCAUUAUCUUUGGUGGCAGGAGACCAGCAGGUGUUCCAUUAAUCUAUGAAGCAUUUAAUUGGCAGCAUGGCGUCUUCAUGGGGGCAUCCAUGAGGUCAGAGGCCACAGCAGCUGCUGAACACAAAGGAAAAAUGAUUAUGAACGAUCCAUUUGCCAUGAGACCAUUCUUUGGUUACAAUUUUGGACAUUACUUGAAGCAUUGGUUAAGUUUCCAGGACAAACCAGGACUUAACUUGCCAAAGAUCUAUCAUGUAAACUGGUUUAGAAAAGACGAUCAGGGUAGCUUUAUGUGGCCAGGGUUUGGUGAGAACUCUCGUGUUUUAGAUUGGAUCUUCCGUAGAACCAGUGGUGAAGACUGUGCCCAAAAGUCUGCUGUAGGUAUGGUCCCCACACCAGGUUCAAUCAAUCUAGAGGGACUAACGGAAAAGGUAGACAUGGAAGGACUGUUCAGUUUACCAAAGGAAAUGUGGCAACAAGAGGUUGUCGAUGUGAGGAAAUAUUUUGAUCAGCAGGUUGCCGAGGACUUGCCUCCAGAAAUCAUGGAAGAGUUACAUAACUUGGAAAAACGAGUUGACUCAAUGUUGUGAUCUGAUCUCAGGGAUAAUAUAGAUACUUAGGAAAUAUUUUUUUAAUUUGCCAUAUUCAAACUGUGUUCAUAAUUAUGUUCAGUUAUGGUCUCUUUUUGUAUGUUUUACCUGUUUUAAUUCUUUGUAUAUUUUGGUAUUUUUAAUUUCUGUUUCUUAAAAUCAAAUUGAAAAUCAUGUUCAUACAUUUUUAUUGUCAUAUAUCAAAUACUUAAAAUAUUUUUAUGACUUUUUAGAUUACAUAUUUUUACAGUAACAACCAUAAUAUAAGACCUUUUAAGAAUCUCAUGUAUUUUAUGCAAAAUUUUUAAUUAAAAACAAGUCAAAACCAUAAUUGCAUUUACAUGCAAUAUAUUCUAAAAAUAUUUUUUUAUAGGGCAACAGAUUUUAUGUCUCAUUACCUUUCAUAGCCUAUUUCUUUUCAAAGUCAAUAUCAAAAUCAACAAAUAUUGAUCAAUUAUUUUCUCCUAUUUGAAUUGCAUUAAAUGUUACAUGCAAUUUUUUUAUAAUUUUAUUUUAAUUUUCAGUAGUAAUGAUAAUUGAUUUUAAUUCAUGUGUACGUAAUGUUUAUUUGAAAAGUUAGUAGGCUGUGAUACAAUAUGUAAUUUUGAUUAUUUAAUUUAUGUGUAAUAAUUACUAUUAUUUGUACGUUUUCUGUCUUAAUAUUGGCAAAGCCUGAAUUUCUUUGUAGAUGUAAAUAAACUGAUCUUUGUGUAUGACAUAGCUGAAGUGCUUGCGGUAAAAUAUGAGAUUGAUGUUCCGUAAUUUAGGAAUAUUAACCUAGAGUACUUCAGCUAUUGAUACAAAAUUAUCUUGAGACUUGUUCAUCCUGCUUAACAUGCAAUGAGACAAGGGCAUUAACUCUUAAUGAGUGGACAAGACAGAGUGAACGUUUAAAAGUGUAGGAAGUAUUAAAUAAAAGUUUCCAUAACUGUGCAAUAUAUAUAUAUAUAUAUUUGGUUGUGCCAUCUUGCUUAUAUGACAUCACAAAACAAAACUCAUAUUUACAUUCCAAAUUACUCUUGUUCAUUCAAUCAUGUGUAUAUCUUUGAACUAAAUAUUCUUGAAGUAUAUGCCAUUGUGUAAAACAAACAAAAAAAUUCCUCAGUCAAAAUAUAAGCAUCUUUCUCUUCCAUUUAUGGAAACCAAAAAGCAAGAAAAAUGAGAGACUUUUAUAAUUAAUUUAUUAAUAUUUUGAUAUAAAUUCAUGGAAUCAGCAUUUACAAUGCACUUUUCAUAUGAGGUCUAUUUUCAUAUUUAUUUUGUGAUUUCAUCACAUUAACAUCAUUUUGAUAUGCAAAAUAUUGGUCAGUGUUGACAGUUGAAUUUUGUAUUUUUUAAAACAGUGGAACCCUUAUUUUAUACAUUGGGAUGUUUUAUGUAUGUCAUAGGAAUUAUGAAUAUGAAUGUUAGUUUAUAUGGAGAAUAAUGGGAUUAUUUCUAUAUAAAAGAAAUAAAUUUUUAAAUAUUU
This is a messenger RNA of Mytilus trossulus (common blue mussel), 3654 nucleotides long. Its product is annotated as phosphoenolpyruvate carboxykinase, cytosolic [GTP]-like. The record is from RefSeq and is a predicted model, not a curated record. Bases 237 to 2186 code for a protein of 649 amino acids. Lineage: Eukaryota; Metazoa; Mollusca; Bivalvia; Mytilida; Mytilidae. Gene Ontology annotation, molecular function: manganese ion binding; phosphoenolpyruvate carboxykinase (GTP) activity; GTP binding. Gene Ontology annotation, biological process: response to lipid; cellular response to glucose stimulus; gluconeogenesis. Gene Ontology annotation, cellular component: cytosol. The transcript is spliced from 9 exons.